Messenger RNA from Drepanopeziza brunnea f. sp. 'multigermtubi' MB_m1, 303 nucleotides. NCBI's taxonomy places the organism in Eukaryota, Fungi, Ascomycota, Leotiomycetes, Helotiales, Drepanopezizaceae. The record is from RefSeq and is a predicted model, not a curated record.
AUGGCUAGAUUAGGAGACCGGAGAGUCACAGAUGAAGCUUGCGAUUACCCUGAAUUGCAAGGCUGGCCCUCUCGGACAUACACGAGCCAAGGCUACCAUUGGAUAUGUGGGAGGCUCUACAACACCGGAAUUUCACCACCACCGCAAUGGAAUUUCGUGUUGUUUAUUGCGGCAUGCUCAAAGAAAUGGCCUAUUUGGGCCGAACGCCAGAGAUCGAAUCUGCGAAUGGCCAAUACCAAGGAGAAGGCGGAGAUCACUAUGGAAUUCCUCAUUGAGGAUAUUACUCUGCGUAAAGGAAGAUGA